AUCCCAAGAUGGAGGUUUACCUCACUUGAGGAUCAUCGCAGCGUAGUCAGUGUCGCUACAUGUAUCACUACAAACUGUCCUGAAAUGAAUGGCGGCAGCUUCUUGCUCCUUAAUGCUAAACCACCCAAUAUGUUACGUGGAAGAAAACAUUACAAAUGCCACUCAAUAUCGUUGCGUGGAAAACAUCAUAAUGCGCUCAAGCGAUCUGGCUCGAUGCUUUUCUUUAUGAAUGAGCACCUCGCAGAAAUGAUUCUUUUGAAUCUGGAUGCCCAUACUUUAGCGGCUUGUGAAGCAGUUAGCACAAAGUGGCGGGCUGUGCUGGCUAAAGGCCAGCUUUGGAGGAAAGUCAUAGAACGCAAUGUGCGUACGGAUAAUAUGUGGCGCGGGUUGAGUGAAAAGAAGAAGUGGCGAAAGUUCAUCUUGGUAAGUAGAGAUUGCGCUGCGCACGAAAUUUGUGAUAAUUAUCGAGUACCCUACGAAAUGAUGCGAGGUUCUGCUGAGAUGUGCGAUUUUCAUCACAUUUCGUACGCCUUCUCCCAGCUAUUGAGGAAGUUUAGAGAACUGUUCCCAAAAGUUGUUAGCGACAUUGCAAAAAUCGAAUCUAAUUGGCGCAACGGUGUUUACAAACUAAGCAGUAUCAACUGCCGAUCGGAAAAUAGUAAAGGUGUGUAUUGCUUACAAUACGAUGACGAAAAGAUUGUUUCUGGUUUACGGGAUAAUACUAUAAAGGUAGUGUCUCGUUAUGCCUCUUGGUUUCAUACAUAUUGUGUUUUUUGAAU
Molecule: messenger RNA, 779 nt
Organism: Cylicostephanus goldi
Lineage: Eukaryota; Metazoa; Nematoda; Chromadorea; Rhabditida; Strongylidae
Source: the annotation of a GenBank genome assembly